Nilaparvata lugens (brown planthopper) is the source of this 2922-nucleotide messenger RNA. RefSeq lists its product as uncharacterized. The transcript has 6 exons. Bases 1860 to 2915 code for a protein of 351 amino acids. NCBI's taxonomy places the organism in Eukaryota, Metazoa, Arthropoda, Insecta, Hemiptera, Delphacidae. The record is from RefSeq and is a predicted model, not a curated record.
AUAGCAAAGUAUCGAUAUCAGUAAGUAUCGAAAUGUCCCUCAGAGAACAAAGAAAAGCUGUAGUUGGAGCCUUGGAGGUUGUUCGUUAGUUGGUUAUUUUGUUUGAGGUUGAUUUAUAUCAUCGGUUUCCUCAGAGGAUGUAUUGUGUCGUGGAGUUUGAUGGACAGGAUGCCAACCAAACUGCGGUGGUGAGGUCAGAAUGGUUGACGCCAAAAAAAUGGAGGUUUUUUGGCCUCCUUACAAAGCAUCGUCAACAUUCAAUAAAUCCCUCUCUGAAGGAAUUAUCCCUAACGAGGAGACUUGGAAAUUGUAUCCAGUUAAAAGAUGCUUCUACUUUGGUGAUGAUUUAUUGAAAGCCAGGCAAAAGGAAAAGGAGGCUGAGUUGCAUUCUGAUUUGCAGACUGAUGGAGAUGAGGGGUCGAUAAAGAAAAGGAAGAAGAAACCAGUAAUACUCAGCAGUUCAGAUGAAGAUGUCAAUGAAGAGCCUACUUCACGCAAGAAAUUGAAAUUUACUGACAACAUACCUUCUAAAAGUAGUUUUCAAUACCCUACAUUUGUUGGGGACAGUCGUUGUGACACUCCUAUACAAUUGUUGGAGACUACCGGUAUUGCAACUUCUUCUGCAUCAUCACCACAAUCUCAGUGUCCUGUGAACCUAACACCAGUGCCUUCAUUUUCACCGAUCCAAAAAGAAAAUUGUCUCAAAUUCUGGCUUCAGUGUUGUUGCCAACAAACUUGCUAAGCUGGAAUUGGAAGUAGCCUCUAUUAAACAGUAUUUGGAGGAUUUUUUGCCUAGAUUGUUGAAAGAAUCUGCUACUGAAAAUGAAGUAGAACAGAAAGAUUUCCUACCUUCUUUACCAUGCAACGAAAAAACUGAUAUCGACCAACUUGAAGAUUGGUUAAUAGAUGCAAAAAAACAGGAUCUUAUUGUGAAAAACUUUGGCAGAAUCGGAGGAAGGACAGCAGAAUACAUUGUGAAAAAAAUUUUUGAGCGAAUUUUUACCAAGAAUCUUGCGCUGCAAUAUAACUGGACAGGAAAACAUCAAAAGUUCCCUCUAAAAGGAUUGAAGAUUCUCGAUGUUAUUUUCAGUGUGGUUCAGAAAAACAGGCCAACUGCAGAGGUCACUGAAUGUGAUGUAGUUCUGAAGAUUUGGAAUUGGUUCAGAUUUGCCAAGGAUAGGGAUGGAGGCAGAGAAGAGAGAAGGAAUAACAAGAAGUCGAUGGCUUUGCGGCAAUAACACGUAUCUAUCACCUUGAAUCUUGGUUGGAAAACUAUGCAGUUAUGUGCUAUUGCAAACCCCACUGACUCACAACAUUACACAGAAUACAACAGUAUACUAAAUUUAAAUGGUAAAGAAAAAUAAAGUAGCCUGACGAACAGUUUAAUUUGUUCAAUAAUUUUAUUAUUAUAUAAAUGUGAUAAUUCCGAUAUUUCUAAAUCAAUUUAGAUUGUGCAUAAUGAUUACAAGACCAAAAAUGAAGAAUUCUAAUAUUAAUAAAUUGGCUGUACGGGAUAUUCUACUAUCUUAUCUAUUGCAUUGAGUUGGUCAGAAAUUAGGAUCUCACAAUCCUCUAUCCAACUGUUACCGAAGCAGUCACUAACUUAAGGAUUCGUGGUACUGUCAGAAUUAACUGUAAUUAAUGGAGUCGAAAAAAUAUAUUCCGAAUUAAUUAUGUAGCUGUUUCCGAGCAAGGCUGAUUUGGUGAAUUUUCUUACUUUCCUCGAAGUGAAAGAGUAACAAAAUCGACAGCUGCCGGUUCUUGGGUUGAUAAGGAAAGUGUUUUUAUUAUUAUAGAAUUUAAGGUUAUAAUAUUCAAUACUUUGGGCUACUAAUUUUUAAAAUUUGAAAAUAAACGAGAUGAGUUUAAGUGGAGUAAGUGAGAUGAGCUUAAGUAGAAGGCAUCAGCAUAGAUUAUUUAAAAGACGGGCUGAAGAAAUAGAAAAUGAAUUUGUUGUUUCUGUGAAUGAAUGUCACAGCUCAACAUCACAAACUAAACACCUUAAAAUUACUGACCAGUCUAACUCAAAUAAUAGUUUAAAUAAGUUAUCAGACUCUGAAAACAGUUUUGUUUGCAAUAAUGAAUUCCCAGUGAAUGAUAAUAAUUUAGAUUCAGAUUGUGCUUCUAGUUUUAGUUGUGAAUAUAAUAUUCCUUGCAGUAGUGAAAAGGGUUUGCAUGAAGGCAGUAAAAAUGAUCUGUCCACCUCAGUAAUGAAAGAACAAUUAAUUGCAUGGGAUCUAAAAUAUAAUAUUCCAAAUAAUGCCACAACAGAUUUGCUCCACAUUUUGAAUCCUCACUUUCCAGCUCUUCCUUUAGAUAGUAGAACGUUAUUCAACACUCCACGAACCUGUGAAAUUCAAAGUUGUUGUAACGGUCAGUUCAAGUAUUUUGGAGUAAAAAAUGUUCUCAUAUCAAAACUUGGCACAGACUUCACCCCUAAUUAUCAUCCAAUCAUGAAGCAGAUUGCUCAUAACUUUUCCACUCAAGGGUUAACUCUAGUCACAUUGUCUAUCAAUGUUGAUGGGCUUCCCAUUACUUCAAGCUCAACUAAAGCAUUUUGGCCCAUUUUGGGAAUUGUUGACAAAGUAAUUGACAAACAACCUUUUGUUAUUGGUCUGUACUGUGGUGAGAAAAAGCCCGCAAGCAUCAACGAAUUCCUGAGACCUUUUGUUGAUGAAUGUCUUGAGUUGGAAGUGAAUGGUAUCAUUGUUGAGGGGGUAAAAUAUGCAUUUAGGAUUAGUUGCAUAGUAGCCGAUGCACCUGCACGACAGUUCUUGAAGUGUAUUGUGUCACAUUGUUCCUCUUAUGCAUGUGAAAAAUGUAUACAGGAAGGUGUUAGUUAUAAUAGGAGGAUGACAAGGCAGGUAGAAAAAAAUAAAACAUUAAGGACAGAUGAAAGUUUUUUAAAAAUUUAGAAUAUAC